GGUCGAGGGUGCGAACCAUUCUUUCCGAGCACAUGAUGGACGCGCUGAUCCCCACUGACUUGCAACGUCUUCUCCGAGCCGCCUGGACAGCUGCGCACGAGGUGGAGCGGGUGCCAGACGAUGGCUACGACAAGGCGUACCUGCUGCUGAUGUCCAUAUUUUGCUUUGUCAUUGCAAUUUGCAGUUGUGGAGGCGGUGCCAAGAAUACAAGCGAGGUAGAGACAUCGCCAGUGAUGCCGGCACAUGCCAUGGCUGUCGACUGGAAAUCAAACUUCAGCAUCUCCGAGAUGGCUCGUCUGAACAUCCACAGUUAUCGGCACCAAGACAGCUACAUCUACCCAGGAGGGAAAUCAGCCGAGCAGUCGUCCAGGGAAGACGACGCUGCGGCCGUGAUUCAGCGCUGGGUGCGCAACGAAUUUAAACGGUGGCUGCGAGACACCAAGUCCAAGUCCAGCACUGAUCAGACUCCGUUAAACUGCCAGCGCUGGAUCGACGAAGACCACGGCGCCAUUGUCAACACGCCGCUCGAAGAUGCCAAUGUUAGCAGCAGCGAACUCGGGCCUCCGGGGGGCAAUCUUCGCUCCAACGACGCGCUCCUCGCAGGAAACAAACACUCAGAAACCAAAGACAAAAGCGGUGAUGACGCGGAAAUGCGUCCAGCUAUUCGUUGUCAAUGGCAGCCAUCGCUUUCUUAUUUUGAACUUUCUAAGUCUCUGCUAAGACUGAAGUGGCCCGUCGACGAGCUCGAUACGAACAGCCCGGAAUCCGUGCAACCUUUAACUUAGCAACCGUAGGUUAGAACUUUUGCGAAGUUUAUUUCACUUGGGCGAGGUAGAAUCAUUCGCAACAGGAUCGCUGCGUACAUAUUACCUGGCUCUGGAAUCACUAAAUUCGUUCUACAAAGAAAAUAUUUUCUGUCGAUCAUCGAAAUAACACCCUUAUAAUUUUUCUGUC
Messenger RNA from Dermacentor andersoni, 954 nucleotides. RefSeq lists its product as uncharacterized. Lineage: Eukaryota; Metazoa; Arthropoda; Arachnida; Ixodida; Ixodidae. The record is from RefSeq and is a predicted model, not a curated record.